UCCCGGGCCCCGGGUCGGCGGGUGUCGGCCCCCGGCCCCACCCCCGGGAAGCCCCUCCCGUCGGGCCGGGCCUCCUUCUAUAUAAUAAGCGGGGGCGGCUGUUUGGGGGCCUCCUCCUCUCCCUCCCUCCCUCCUUCCCUCCUCCAGCUCGGUCCCCUCUUCCCGCGGCCGGUCCCCUCUCCCGGGUCCCCCGGGACGGGAGCGGGCCCCCCCCGCCCCCCCCGCUCCUGGUCUUGGCAUCCCGGGGGUCCCUCCGGCCCCCGGUGUCCCCCCGCACCAUGUCGGAGAAGAGCGCGGAGGCGGCAGCGGCCGAGCUCAGCGCCAAGGACCUGAAGGAGAAGAAGGAGAAGGCCGAGGAGAAGCCCAGCCGGAAGGAGAGGAAGAAGGAAGUGGUGGAGGAAGAGGAGAACGGAGCUGAAGAAGAGGAGGAGGAGGAGACACCCGAGGAUGGAGAGGAGGACGAUGAAGGGGAGGAUGAAGACGAGGACGGCGACGAGGACGAGGAGGAGGGUGAAGGGCCCGCACUGAAGAGAGCCGCUGAGGAUGAGGAUGAAGCGGCUCCCAAGAGGCAGAAGACAGAGAACGGGGCUUCGGCGUGAACCCCAGCCCGCUGGGCCGGGCUGGGGAUGGGGGCAGGGAGGUCGCAGGGGAGGGGGCCGGGAGAGCCGUCCCACCCGAGGCUCCCAGCCCC
Molecule: messenger RNA, 691 nt
Organism: Tachyglossus aculeatus (Australian echidna)
Lineage: Eukaryota; Metazoa; Chordata; Mammalia; Monotremata; Tachyglossidae
Gene: PTMS
Product: parathymosin
Exons: 5
Coding region: 279-599 (106 amino acids)
Biological process (GO): negative regulation of apoptotic process; positive regulation of transcription by RNA polymerase II
Cellular component (GO): nucleus
Molecular function (GO): histone binding
Source: RefSeq, a predicted model, not a curated record